AUGCCUGCCGUUGUGGUGUACCUAUUGUUUUCCAGCAGCGAAUUCACUCUGGAUACAGUAAAAGCGUAUAAGUCCAUGGAAGCGUACAAUUACUUCGAGUCAGAUUCGAAACCACCAUACACGUUCGAACAAUAUUCAGCUACGGACAAAAAUAUCUUCGAUGAGUUAAAAAGGAUUGCCCCAGGUGCCGUUGUACUCCGAAGUAUCCCAAAACUCGAUCCAGAAGACACUGACUCUGGUUCAGAAGACGAGCAAUGCUAUACACUACUCAGGAGAGCCCAGAAGACCAGCAGCACGCGGGACACCUUCAUGGAUGACAUGUUUGUGCCUCUCAAAGAAAUUGAGAGGAUACAGAAAGCUACGAGACAGCAAAGCAGAAGCCAUGAAGUGAGGCCUCGACAACGAAAGCAAUGCAAAGCACCACUAUGCUAAUUACACGAAAACAUGUCACAGGAACUUCCGUCUGUACGAUGCUGGCUUCGUGAUUGACCCUGUGGUAGGAUUGUUUUGCAUCACUUUUCGUCUUAACUA
Ornithodoros turicata is the source of this 531-nucleotide messenger RNA. RefSeq lists its product as uncharacterized. NCBI's taxonomy places the organism in Eukaryota, Metazoa, Arthropoda, Arachnida, Ixodida, Argasidae. The transcript is spliced from 3 exons. The coding region runs from base 1 to 432 and encodes 143 amino acids. The record is from RefSeq and is a predicted model, not a curated record.